GUGACGAGUCAGGGAGCGGACCAGUUCGUUCAUUGUUUUGUAGAAAAAUUGUCCUACUCGAAAAAUAAUAGUCAUCGAGUGAUGCGCAGUAUUUUUAUUGUUUUCGUCAAUUCAUUGAAGAAGAAUAAAAUGAGGACUCUAGCAGUGUUAUGUCUGAUGGCGCUGGUCUACGGAGCUGUCGCCAAGAACAAGAAGGGAGAUGACCAUAAGGUGAAGAUCGCAGUGUACUAUGAGUCCCUCUGCCCUGACAGCAAGAGGUUCAUCACCAGGCAGCUGGCACCAGUCUGGAGGGACUUCCGAGGAGUUGUGAAAGUGAAGAUGGUGCCAUACGGCAAGAGCACGCACGACAAAGUGGACGGAAAAUGGCAGUUCCAAUGUCACCAUGGACCUGAUGAAUGCUACGGUAAUAAGAUCCAGGCCUGUAUCCUGAAGGACCGCAGUCUCCAGGACACGGAGAAGAUGGAAUUGGUCAUCUGUCUAAUGAACCAGGCCAGCCCUGACAAGUCUCUGGAUACGUGCCUCACCCAAAUCAACAAGGAGUCGGAAUCAGUGAAGUUGAAGCGUUGUGCAUCCUCCGACCAGGGAGACAAUUUGCUGGCAGCUUACGGUGACAAGAGCGACUCUGUACAGCGCCCUCUAGGUUUUGUUCCCACCGUUGUUAUCAAUGAGAGAUUCGACCAAACAGUACAAGAUGAAGCCAUUGCCGACUUAAAAUCGGUCGUGUGUCGCGUUGCACCGAACAAACCUUCCAUCUGUUAAACAAAAACAAAUUCUACGCACCAAUAAAUAAAUGAAACUCACUAAACAAUCUCUACAAAUUAAUAUCAAGUGAACAGCUAUCUUUAAAUAAAAAAAAAAUAAGUCGCCAUUUUCUCGACCAUAGCGUCAGUAUAAAAAAAAAGUAAUGGCGGCAAUUUUGACGUACAAAAAGUAUCUUUAACAAAAUGUUUUCAAAAAUAUUAAAUUGAUAAUUAUAUUAUUUGACUGUCUGUCUGCUAGCUUUAUCUGAAUUUUGGUAUUAGCAAUGAAUUUAAAUCAGAAUACGAAAAUUUUAAUGUUUUCGUAUUUAUAAAAAAAUAUUGCAUCGAGGCUUCGGUAUAGUUCGUCAAUAUUAUUUUCGUAGUAACUUAUUGAUUAAAACAGCAUAAUUGUAUUAGUUAAUAACUAACACAGUAUAAGUACAAGUGCACACGAAUUUAAAACGUUCAGUCGCAAGUAUAGAGUGAACUGUAAGACCCCUUUAAUAUUAAGACACAAUAGUCGCGCGAUUAGUUGCGCAACCUUAAAGAUUCCCCAAAGCUAACACUUUUAAAAAUUCUUAGUAGUAGCACGGAGUCUGGAAUUGUGUCCGGUAUUUGGCAAUAGGCUCACCCCUAUUA
Spodoptera litura is the source of this 1379-nucleotide messenger RNA. RefSeq names its product GILT-like protein 1. NCBI's taxonomy places the organism in Eukaryota, Metazoa, Arthropoda, Insecta, Lepidoptera, Noctuidae. Gene Ontology annotation, molecular function: oxidoreductase activity, acting on a sulfur group of donors, disulfide as acceptor. The record is from RefSeq and is a predicted model, not a curated record.